This is a messenger RNA of Racocetra persica, 171 nucleotides long. The record is from the annotation of a GenBank genome assembly. NCBI's taxonomy places the organism in Eukaryota, Fungi, Glomeromycota, Glomeromycetes, Diversisporales, Gigasporaceae.
AGGGCAAUGAUCGAAAUGUCAAAAUUUUGUUGGAUAACCUAUACCUUGAAGCAUUUCCUGAACCUAUGCCAGAAUUUGGACCGAGAGUAACCAAACCAUUGGUUCCGCGUCCUGGAAAGGCCGCAAAAGGAACACCCGUCCUGAGAACUAUUGCUAACUGGAGGCCCGAAG